Molecule: messenger RNA, 3156 nt
Organism: Delphinapterus leucas (beluga whale)
Lineage: Eukaryota; Metazoa; Chordata; Mammalia; Artiodactyla; Monodontidae
Gene: ERI2
Product: ERI1 exoribonuclease family member 2
Molecular function (GO): nucleic acid binding; 3'-5'-RNA exonuclease activity; zinc ion binding
Source: RefSeq, a predicted model, not a curated record
CGGAGGCCGGAUUCGAUACGCUUCCCCAACCGCAAACGCGCCUCCGCCUGCUGGAAAAGAGGGAAGCGGGGGGCGCUAUCUAGCUGCUUCCCUGCCAAAACCACUCCCCACGCCCCAGAUUCCCCGAAGACGCCGAAGAGAAGCAGGGCGGAGAGCACCGACAACCACCGCCGCUGCCUCAGCCUCGGGCGGAGCCGACGGUGUAACGGCCUCCGCAGCGGCGCGCAGCUUUUGAAUGGGCCGGAAGAGGAAGUACAGCGACUUCCGGCAGUUGGGCUGUGAAGAGAAAGGAGCGUCGGGAAUGGCAACCAAGAAGCUUGCACGGCAGCUUGGAUUAAUUAGAAGAAAGUCAAUUGCACCGCCAAAUGGAAAUCUAGGAAGAAGCAAAUCUAAGCAGUUGUUUGACUACUUAAUUGUCAUUGAUUUUGAGUCGACUUGUUGGAAUGAUGGGAAACGCCACCAUAGCCAGGAAAUAAUUGAAUUUCCAGCUGUAUUGCUAAACACAUCAACUGGAGAGAUUGAAUCUGAGUUCCAUGCUUAUGUUCAGCCUCAGGAACAUCCAAUUCUUUCUGAAUUUUGCAUGGAACUAACAGGCAUAAAGCAGGUUCAAGUUGAUGAAGGAGUCCCUCUGAAGAUUUGCUUAUCUCAGUUCUGUAAAUGGAUUCAGAAGAUUCAGCAACAGAAGAAAAUUACUUUUGCUACUAGGGUUUCAGAUAUUUCUACUUCUGAAGUAAAAUUAUGUGCAUUUGUUACUUGGUCAGACUGGGACUUGGGAGUUUGCCUGGAGUAUGAGUGUAAAAGAAAACAGUUGUUGAAACCUGUGUUCCUUAAUUCUUGGAUUGAUCUCAGAGUAACUUACAAGAUUUUCUACAGGAGAAAACCAAAAGGACUAAGUGGUGCCCUGCAGGAAGUGGGAAUAGAAUUCUUGGGACGAGAACAUUUCGGGUUGGAUGAUUCUAGGAAUACUGCCCUUCUUGCUUGGAAAAUGAUCAGGGAUGGUUGCUUAAUGAAAAUUACAAGGUCCUUGAACAAGGUUCCCACUAAGAGGAAUCCUAACAUUUUCACCAGAAAUUUGAAUACGGAUCAAGUUGAAGAAAUAUCAGCCUGCAACAGUAGCAUUCAUGAUCCCAGCAUAUAUGGUAGGGAACCUAAAAAUACAAUAAAAUCCUACGAGAAAGUGCAAAUGAAAUCAGUUGAUGUGAAUUUCCCUAUAAAGGUACAGCAAGAUCAUUUACAACUAAAGGGCAAUGUAAAAGCAGGCUGUCAGAAUGUCAAAAGCUGUUUAUCUCUUUUUAAUACUAAGUCCUGGACCUCUCUGGGGCAGUUACAGUCUUCCAGUUUGAAUACACCUAUGCAGAAGCAAAUAAACCAACAUCUUACAUUUAAUACCAAUUCUGAGUCUUCAACAGUUGGUUCAGAAUUGAUACUUGUUUCAACUACCAUUUCAUCUGUUAAUAAUGUUUCUGAUACGGAAAUGAGUUCUGCUCUUGACAGUUUACCUAUGUUGGCUGAUUGGGAGGAUGUAGCUUUACUGCCAUCAUCUCAACCUGAGCAGAAUAUAUAUUGUAUGCCUCCUGUUAGUGACUCAAACUUAGACACUUCAUUUAAUUCUGGAGAAAGAUUAAUGGUUUUAGAAAAAUCUGAAAUGUUAAGUCAAGAAAACUUUGGAGGCACAGAAGAAACUCCUCAAAAAUCUGAUACCUCUAAGUCUAUUGUAUAUAAGAGUCCACAUACUACUAUUUAUAAUAUAAAAGAAACCAAAGAUCCAGGUUCAGAUGCUUUUGACUUUAAGUUACCUGAAUGUAAAUCAAGUAGCUUCAACAGUGUUAAUGCCAAUAUGUCUCAUCCUUUAGUUUUGGGGAAACUUCCUCUUCAUUUAGGUGGUGCUAAGAGGAAUCCAUCCAGUCCCCUACCUUUUCCACCAGCAAAAAAACAGACCUUCACUAUUCAUGAAGAAAAGCCUACAUCAUCUAAUGGCUCCCCAGGGGGAAGUUCUUCCAGGAAGGUUCUCCCUUCUAUCUUAACUUCUACAGUUAAUGUACAAGAUCCUUGGAAGGGUGGGAAAAUAACACCUCCUUUAUGCAAAUGUGGCCGAAGAUCUAAGAGACUUGUUGCUUCUAAUAAUGGACCGAACCAUGGAAAAGUCUUCUAUUGUUGUCCUAUUGGGAAGUACCAAGAAAAGAGAAAAUGUUGUGGUUAUUUCAAAUGGGAACAAACACUUCAAAAGGAGACAGCCAACAGCAUAGUUCUGUCUCAUUCCCCAGGGGGACACACUUUUAACUCUCCAGAAACAAGCCAUAUUUGUGACAGAAAUGUAGAUUUUUCUACUAAAAAUUCAUUGAGACUCAGACCUUCAAUGAGGAAUUGACUUCUUUUACAUGUAAACUAUGUUUUUACCUCAAUGUGACUUUUACUACAGUAAAGAGAAAAAAAUUUGUAUAGGGCUACAAGUUGUGAGGACAUAGUGUAUCUGAGCUCCGUAAGCUACACUGGGGCUAUUCAACACAUUCUCACACAUACACACACUGAAAAUAGAAAAAAGAAUUUCACAGGCUUCUAAUUUCAUUCACCAUUUAUCUAAUCUGUCUUCUGUUCAUGUAUGAAUCCUGAUUGCCCCUUGAAUUCCCACACAUUAUGAGUAUUCUGAUAGUGUCUUAUACUAUUUUAUUUAUAUUUCACACAUUAACCCAUGCCAAAUUUAUCGUACUUUUUUGAAGAGCCACAAAUGAAAUACUUGGUAAACUGUAUUUAUUAGAUUAAAUGUAAUAAGCAGCAAUACUAGUAUAUGAUAUCCUUGUUUCUUUUUAUUGAAUUAUAAUUGCCAUGCAAUAUUAUAUUGGUUUCAGGUGUACAACAUAUGAUACCCUUCUUUUGCAGUUAGACCUUGAAACAAAUUUUAAACUAUUUUUAAUUGUUUGAAUAAAAAUGUGACCAAUAAAAAUCACUAGACUGUUUUCAGGUAGAUGCUUUUGUACUUUGAGAAUUAUGAUAAUCUAAUAUUUUAAGUUUUUCUAAAAACUUUUAUAACUUAUUUAGUUUUAUUUCAACCCUUGAAAAUUGGUUCUGAUUUGUAUGUCAACAUAUCAGAAGAAUUAUUCAACUAAGAUUUGAAAUCCAACAGGUCAGAGAUUUGGUUCAGAAACGCUUCUAUACUAU